GCAAAGUUUAAAACUAAAAACGAAAUCGUUGUCUUCAUCUAUAGCUGAAGAUUGUCGACUCAACAUAUUCUUCAAUUUCUUAAAAUCGCAAUCGCCAAAUAGCAAGAUAUGGAUCCAAAAUUGACCGAAGUUUCCCAGCUUUUUGAUCGAUUCAAGGCUGCGUUGCUAAGAAACGACUUUGAUUCAGCUUCAAAUCUCCUUUCUCAGCUUAAGGUGUUACUAACAGGGUUUAGAAGCCUUCCACCCUUGUUUGCAGAUACACCUAAUGCAGUUCAGGAGCUAACAAUAGCAAGGGAUAUAUACGAGCAUGCUGUUGUCCUUAGCGUAAAAAUUGAGGACCAAGAUGCCUUUGAAAGGGAUUUCUUCCAGCUGAAACCUUAUUAUACGGAUGCCCGUAAUCGUCUUCCGCAAUCUCCUCAGGAGUACCCAAUUCUUGGUCUCAACCUGUUGAGACUACUUGUGCAAAACAGGAUUGCUGAAUUUCAUACUGAGUUGGAAUUGCUUUCAUCUGCUGCUCUAGAGAAUCCAUGUAUUAAGCAUGCCGUGGAACUCGAGCAAUCUUUUAUGGAAGGGGCUUACAACCGUGUCUUGAGUGCUCGACAGACCGUCCCGCAUGAAACAUAUGUGUACUUCAUGGAUCUUUUGGCAAAGACCAUCAGAGACGAGAUAGCAGGAUGCAGCGAGAAGGCAUAUGACUAUCUUUCAAUUAAUGAUGCUAAGCAGAUGUUGUUGUUCUCCUCAGACCAGGAGCUCUUGGAAUAUAUUAAAGAGGAGCACUCAGAGUGGGAAGUUAAGAACGGAGCUGUUUAUUUUCAAAAGGCGAAAGAAUCAGCUCCUUGCAAAGAAAUACCCUCUCUGCAACUCAUCAACCAAACACUUAGCUAUGCUAGGGAGUUAGAGAGGAUUGUCUGAGAAGAAUCGUGUGCAACGGCCUUUCUGUUUGGAUCCAAAAUUACUAAUCAUGUGUUUUGAUUGUUUAAUUCUAGUUCAAUGUGGAACUAUAGAAUGAUUUUAACUUUGUAUUUUGGUCAUCUAAGUGGCUGUAUUGUUUCUUGGUUGGUGUACCCUUUUCUUUCUUCUUUACUAUGCUAAAAUUCAUUCUAUAUAUACUUAUGUUUACUUCUA
Molecule: messenger RNA, 1125 nt
Organism: Trifolium pratense (red clover)
Lineage: Eukaryota; Viridiplantae; Streptophyta; Magnoliopsida; Fabales; Fabaceae
Product: 26S proteasome non-ATPase regulatory subunit 8 homolog A-like
Exons: 6
Coding region: 109-912 (267 amino acids)
Biological process (GO): proteasome-mediated ubiquitin-dependent protein catabolic process
Cellular component (GO): proteasome regulatory particle; cytosol; nucleus
Source: RefSeq, a predicted model, not a curated record